AUGCCGCGCCGUAUCCCAUCACAAGUGCCGCAGACCGUCUCGAGGUUGCUCGAGUCGGGCUUCCUCAAAAAGCCUCCUGCAUGGUUCGAUGCGGUCAACAAUCACCCUCCCGUCACCGUGCCCGCUCGUCACCCUCACCAGCGUCCGGAAGAAGAUCUCCCCGUCCGCCUGCGUGCAUCUCGUCAGACAGCGCCCGCCAAGGUCGGAUCGUCCUCCAAGACGGCUGCCGCAGGAACCUACGGCCGCGACACCACCAACUCGAAGAAGAAAUCGCGCACAUUGACGCCCAAGCUCACUCCCAAACCCAUCGUCUACGAUGAGGACAGGAUCCGACAGCAAUUCUUCCGCGACCACCCGUGGGAAGCGUACCGACCAAAGACGCUCGUCGAGAUGAGCGAGCAGGUGGGCAGCGAGACGCGGGUGCACGGCGAUCCCAAGCGACUCCGCUCGUACGGCCGCAACCCGAGCGUUGAGGACUUUGUCGCCUGCACCCUCGCCGCACACCGCCAGGGGGGUCUCUCGCUGUCGCAAGCCUACCACAACACGCUUUCCUCGUACCACGGCCUCAAAGCCGAGCACGAGCAUGCAACGCGCUAUGCGAUCCUCGAGGCUAAAUACUACGGAGCCGACUUGGGCAAGUCCGAGACGCAGCGUGGAUUCGAGAAAGAGGACAAAGCGCUCGAGUCGUGGGCUGCAUGGGCUGCCGGAGGAAUGGCGGGUGGCGAUGCCGCCAGCGGCGCUGAUGCGCAACAGCAGGCCAAGGCGGCGAGGGUCAAGCGCACCGACCAGACUUUCACCUCGGGCAAUGCUUACCUCGAAGCAGCCAAGGCGUUCAGAGACGGCAAGAUCAGCCCCGACCGUCUCGGAAGCGUUGCUCAGACCGCGCCGAGCCAGCAAGCGGCGUCCUUUGCAGGUGCAGACAGCAACAGCCUGAGCUCGUCCUCCGACGCUGCAGACGACUUUCUCGGCCUCGCCAAGUCGGCCAUGCGACCAACAGAAGCUGCAUCCAGCGAGUCACAGCCUGCAUCGUCGAGCAACUAG
Sporisorium graminicola is the source of this 1041-nucleotide messenger RNA. RefSeq lists its product as uncharacterized. The record is from RefSeq and is a predicted model, not a curated record. Gene Ontology annotation, cellular component: mitochondrial small ribosomal subunit. Gene Ontology annotation, molecular function: structural constituent of ribosome. Lineage: Eukaryota; Fungi; Basidiomycota; Ustilaginomycetes; Ustilaginales; Ustilaginaceae. The transcript has a single exon. The coding region runs from base 1 to 1041 and encodes 346 amino acids.